AAAUCAGGAACAGAAUUGAAAAGCAGAGUAGAAGCACGCAAGUGAUAGAAGUCGAAAGAAUACGAAUACAAUCAUUGAAAAUGGCUGAUGAAACCCCCGACAUUCCUCUUCUUACUCCUUACAAGAUGGGGAAGUUCAGUCUAUCCCAUAGGGUAGUUUUGGCACCAUUGACCAGAAGCAGAUCUUUUGGCAAUGUUCCUCAGCCACAUGCUAUCUUGUACUAUUCUCAGAGAACCUCCAAAGGGGGCCUUCUAAUUGCUGAAGCCACUGGAGUUUCCAACACUGCUCAGGGGUACCCAGAAACACCUGGUAUAUGGACGAAAGAGCAAGUUGAAGCAUGGAAACCCAUCGUUGAUGCUGUUCAUGCCAAAGGUGGAAUCUUCUUUUGUCAAAUUUGGCACGUGGGGAGGCUUUCAAAUCGAGAUUUUCAGCCAAAUGGACAAGCUCCAAUUUCUUCUACUGACAAGCCUUUGAGUCCACAACUUCAAUCAAGUGCAAUUGAUGUUGCACAUUUGACUCCCUCAAGGCGGCUAAGGACUGAUGAGAUUCCUCAAAUUGUUGAUGAUUUUAGGCUUGCCGCAAAGAAUGCUAUUGAAGCUGGUUUUGACGGAGUCGAGAUCCAUGGGGCUCAUGGUUACCUAAUUGACCAGUUCACGAAAGAUCAAGUGAAUGAUCGAACCGACCAAUAUGGCGGAUCCCUUGAAAAUCGUUUUCGAUUUGCUUUGGAAAUAGUGGAAGCUGUUGCCAAUGAGAUAGGAGCAGAUAAGGUUGGAAUAAAGUUAGAUCCUUUUGGAGACUAUAUGGAAUCUGGAGACUCAAAUCCAGAAGCAUUGGGUCUUUACAUGGCUGAAUCCUUAAACAAAUAUGGAAUUCUUUAUUGCCACAUGGUUGAGCCAAGAAUUAACCCGGCUUUAGAAAAACGUGAAACUCCCCAUAGUCUUCUUCCAAUGAGAAAGGCUUUUAGGGGUACUUUUCUUGUCGUUGGGGGUUAUGACAGGGAAGAAGGGAAUAAUGCGAUUGCUGAAAACCGUGCAGAUCUUGUUGUCUACGGUCGUCAGUUUUUGGCCAAUCCAGAUUUGCCUCGGAGAUUUAAGCUUAAUGCUCCUCUCAACAAAUACAACAGAGAUACAUUCUAUACCCCAGAUCCGGUUGUUGGUUAUACUGAUUAUCCAUUUCUUGAGGACACUUCCUAGAUUUGUAAAAUCCUUUGUGUUUCUGUUUUUGGUCGACUUUAAUUUUCUACUGGACGUGUGACGAAAACAUAUACAUAGAUUUUAAUAAUCCAGAAGGCAUAAGGGUCACACGCUCAUCGGUGCUGAUCUGCAAACAUGCUUGACUAGCAAGUUGUUUGAAAUGUAGUUUGGCAAUGACAAGGAAUGAUUGUUUUAG
Messenger RNA from Juglans microcarpa x Juglans regia, 1389 nucleotides. RefSeq names its product 12-oxophytodienoate reductase 2-like. The transcript has 5 exons. The record is from RefSeq and is a predicted model, not a curated record. Gene Ontology annotation, molecular function: FMN binding; oxidoreductase activity. The coding region runs from base 81 to 1193 and encodes 370 amino acids. NCBI's taxonomy places the organism in Eukaryota, Viridiplantae, Streptophyta, Magnoliopsida, Fagales, Juglandaceae.